CCACCACCUACCACAAUAGAAUGCUGAAAAGUCGCCUUUAGGAUAUCACCGCUUCUCUUUUAAGACCAUCGUGUCUACUUCCAUUCCGAGGUCUCUGCCCAGUCACCCAGAAUCUGCAUUCAUUACAAGUCUAGAAUUUACGGUUGUCAAUUCAGAGCCCUUUCGAUGCGAUCCUUUUUCAAUAAGCCAUCUUGGGCAAGCAGGGGAGAGGAAACUCAGGACCUCAAGUUUUAUCAACAUGCUAGUCAAGUGUACAAUGAUAUAAUUUCCACGAAUCAACAUGCGCGACGUGCCAACCAAAUUCAAGAAACUGAAAUCAAACGGCGACGUACUCCCAUUGAGAAUCAUGGUGGUGACACAUUACCGCUGGGGACCUGCAAAAUCUCUGACGAAUCUCUCAGUCAUCAACUGCCAUCCAAUGGCAACACUUUCAAUCGCAGAUCUGUACAUGGAAGCGAAGAUCAGCUCAGCAGCCAAGCUCCAGAUGCUUUAUCGCACGGACCAGGAGCUGAGCCCUACUAAACCCCACUUGACACCCAGCAAGAAGCUUACAUCGUCCAAAGAUACGAUAGUCCAGAUCCUCAUCACCUCGAAAAUCAGUAACACCAAGCCGCUCAUAGUUCGCCGAAAAAUGCAUCAGCCACUGAAAGAUGUGCGCCUUGCAUGGUUAAAUCGUCAAGACCUACCGAAGGGGCUCGAGUCUUCUAUCUUCCUGACUUGGAAAGGGAAACGCCUUUUCGAUGUCACCACAUGUCGCAGUCUGGGAAUUGGACCCAAGUGUCGCCAUGCGCAUGGGCCUGUUGCCUGUGAUUCAUUACGAAGUGACAGCUCUGACCUGCAAAUUCACAUGGAAGCCGCUACUGAUAAUCCUCUUGAUCCCGACAACAGUCGGUCGUUGUCUUCUGCCAAGCUAGCGCCAGGUGUAAACUUGGACAGCGGCGAGCUAUCUCUGAAAAAUAUCGUUUUAAAGGCCCCGGGGCUAGAUGAUCUUAGAUUGAGGGUGAGUCUUCAAAUGCAGGUCUCGCAGCUGAUUCGCCUAUUCCGUGAUGCGAGACAGAUUUCGCUGGAGCAUGAGGUUUACCUUGUAUUUGAUGGUGAACGCUUAGACCUUGGAUGUGCUCUUGAAGAUUAUGAUCUUGCAAAUGAUGAUCUCCUGGAUGUAAUAGUCAAGUAA
Aspergillus brunneoviolaceus CBS 621.78 is the source of this 1174-nucleotide messenger RNA. RefSeq names its product small ubiquitin-related modifier domain-containing protein. The record is from RefSeq and is a predicted model, not a curated record. The coding region runs from base 281 to 1174 and encodes 297 amino acids. Gene Ontology annotation, molecular function: protein binding. Lineage: Eukaryota; Fungi; Ascomycota; Eurotiomycetes; Eurotiales; Aspergillaceae. The transcript has 2 exons.